UGCUCCACCUUUAGACAGUUGAAAAGGUUAAAAGAAUUGUUCAAUAUAUUUAAAACAGUUUUGCUUUGCAAGCAGAUCUUCUAAAUCGAUAUUUCACUUCCCACUUAAAGUAGAAGUUCAAAUCUCGAGGGGAGAUUAUAUCCAAUAUAUUCCGAUAAUCCAUUUCCCUUUUAUCUGGGUUCCUUAUUUUGGUUAUACGGGUAGAGAUUAUAUCCCAUCUCUGUUGGCGAAACCAUGGCACAAUCCAAUCAUUCCAACUUGGUUGGAGUUCAUUACAAGGUGGGUAAGAAGAUUGGUGAAGGUUCCUUUGGAAUCAUUUUUGAAGGUAUCAAUCUUUUAACCAACCAGCAAGUAGCCAUCAAGUUUGAACCGAGAAAGUGUGAAGCUCCUCAAUUACGGGACGAGUAUAGAAGUUAUAGAAUAUUAAGUGAUGCCGAAGGAGUUCCAAAAGCCUACUUCUUUGGUCAAGAAGGUGUUCACAAUAUUUUGAUCAUUGACUUGUUGGGACCUUCUCUUGAAGAUUUAUUUGAUUGGUGUGGUAGAAAGCUUUCUAUCAAAACUGUGAUCCAAAUUGCCAGACAAAUGAUCCAACGAGUCCAGGUUAUCCAUGAACACAAUCUCAUAUACAGAGACAUCAAGCCCGAUAACUUUUUAAUAGGCAAACCCGGUACUCCCCAAGCCAACCAAAUCUUUUUGGUGGAUUUUGGUAUGGCCAAACAGUAUAGAGAUCCCAAAACCAAAACUCAUAUUCCAUAUAGAGAAAAGAAAGCCUUAAGUGGGACUGCCAGAUAUAUGUCUAUUAACACUCAUUUGGGCAGAGAGCAGCUGAGAAGAGACGAUUUGGAGAGUUUGGGUCAUGUCUUUAUGUAUUUCUUAAGAGGUUCCCUACCAUGGCAAGGAUUGAAAGCUCCUACAAACAAACAGAAGUAUGAGAAGAUUGGCUAUAAAAAGCAGGUUACCUCCAUUAACGAAUUAUGCUUUGGGUUCCCUAUUCAAUUUGCCCAGUACUUGAACUAUGUUCGUGGCUUAAAGUUUGAUGAAGACCCCGAUUAUAACUAUUUAGUGAGCUUAAUGGAUAAGGCAAUGGUCUCCAUUAAUGCAGAAGAUGAUGAACGUUACGACUGGAUGGACUUGAACGGGGGUAAGGGCUGGGAUGCUGCUCUUAACAAAAAGGCCAAUUUGCAUGGAUAUGGAAAUCCUCAUCCUCCAAGACCUCAACAACAGUCUUCCAGCUCCAAAUUGAAUAAAGGUAAAAAGGCCAACUAUAAUUCCAUUAAUCCUGAUAAGAACCGUCAUUUCCUCAAUGCCAGCUAUAAUUCUGGAGGGGAUCAUUAUCAAAGUGGAAUGGUACCUAUCAGGGACCAUGGAAGUUUGCAUUCCGAGAAUACCUCUUUCAACGAAGGAAGAAGCUGGUGGUCCAGGCUACGCUGCUGUUUCUAGCUAGUACCCAACAUGACUUCUGUUAACUAUUCAAGAUUAUUUGCAUGUCACUAAUUUUAAUUCAUGAAGAUGUUGAUGGUUUGUCCAAGUUUUAGGGAGUCCUCCUUCCAUCUGUAUAUUACUAACAUUUCACUCCCGUAGAUGACUUCAAAUACCGGUAUUGUUUUAUUUCAUUUUCACUUCAACCUUUUUGCACUAAAUAUACCAGAUUAAAUACAUAAAUUCAUAAAUUCAAUCGAUAAUUUUUCGCGUU
Messenger RNA from Yamadazyma tenuis ATCC 10573, 1693 nucleotides. The record is from RefSeq and is a predicted model, not a curated record. Lineage: Eukaryota; Fungi; Ascomycota; Pichiomycetes; Serinales; Debaryomycetaceae.